AUGUGGCUAAAAAGCAAAUACACCGCGGUGGCUCUUCUCGCCGCACCGGCGGCAGCCGUCACACAGAUAUCCAACGAUGAAAUGACCAACUUCCUAAGCCAAGGCGCUGUCGAGCUCGCUACCCGUUACGCACCUCUCUGGUUCUUCGGCCAGGCAGUGGAUCAACCUCCCUGUUAUCCGACCUGGGCUUUCAGCGGCUCGCCCAACUCGUCGGACAUUUACGGCGCGGCUCACAAAACACCCGCUGCACCACAGUGCGAGUAUCCAGACGUGGGCUGUGGAUGUCGCAAACCUGGAGUAGCAACAGGGAAUCCUGGUCCUGCAUUUCCCAUCUACUACACGUUUAAGCAGUGCAACGAGACCGAUGUCCGAGUGGUGUAUAACCUGUUCUAUGAAAAGGACGGGGCCGAGGUGCUGGAUCUGAUUGACACCGGCCAUGACUAUGACUGGGAACGAGUCGUCAUCAUUCACUCACGAAAUGCGAACAACACCUGGCAACCUUCUCGUGCGCUCCUGUCGGCCCAUAGCGGUUACCAUAAUCUGGCCUGGGGCAGCAUCCAUAGCACUUUGACCACAGAGCAAAUAAACGCUGGGGACGCUCGAAAUCCCGAUGGUGUCAAGAAUAAUGACCAUCCAAAGGUGUAUGUGUCGUGGUCGAAGCAUGCACAUUUCGACACCGUCUUGACUACUUGGCUCGAUCCGCUCAGCCAGUCACUCGAUAAUGCGUUUCGCAGCAAUGACUGGUGGCACUUUGUCGACCAGAAGUACUAUAUACGAUCGGAUAACUCGACCGCAGCUGGGAUAGCAUUCAACAGUACGGACUGGGGGUCAGCGACGAGUAAUCCGCCAUACCUAACCAAGCCAGUCCCAACUCACAAAACCUCAACAACAAUGUCGUGGUACCAAAAGACCUUCACCCUGCCAGCCCGCUCACGCGGCAGCUACCUCAUCACGGACGAGGUGCUCGAGCAACUCCCCGAGAUCAAGAACUACAAGGUCGGCAUGCUGAACCUGUUCGUGCAGCACACGAGCUGCGCGCUGUCACUGAACGAGAACUGGGAUGACGAUGUGCGCGCGGAUAUGAGCGAUGCGCUGGAUCGAAUCGCUCCGUAUGAUAAGAAGGGCAAUCUUUAUAGACAUUCGGCUGAGGGGGAGGAUGAUAUGCCGGCUCAUAUCAAGUCCGCGUUGAUUGGCGCUUCGGUUACGAUUCCCAUCUCGAAUGGUCGCUUGGCUACGGGUACGUGGCAGGGUAUUUGGUACUUGGAGUUUAGGGCUAUGAGACACUCUCGGAAGGUGGUUGCUACGAUUCAGGGUGAGAAGGCUUGA
Aspergillus costaricaensis CBS 115574 is the source of this 1326-nucleotide messenger RNA. RefSeq lists its product as uncharacterized. The transcript has 5 exons. The record is from RefSeq and is a predicted model, not a curated record. Lineage: Eukaryota; Fungi; Ascomycota; Eurotiomycetes; Eurotiales; Aspergillaceae. Bases 1 to 1326 code for a protein of 441 amino acids.